GGACGGGUGCUGGGUUCAUCCUGCUCCCCCUCCAGAGCCUCAGCUCAGGGCAGGCAGCGCGCGGGUCUGGGCAGGCGCCUCUGCUCACCUGCCAGAGCUGCCAUCCUGCGCCUCCUCCUCGCCUGUUCCCAGCCCUGGGUGGCUCCCAGUGCCCCGGGCUGUGGGAUCUGUCCCAGCCUUGUGGCUUCCUGGGGAAACCAAGGGCCCGCUGAGAGAAUUGGGGUGGUUUUACACCGCUCAGGAGACUUCCAGAGCGGCUCCGUUACAAAAGGAUGGGGUGAGCCAGGGCUCCCCAGCCUCCUGACCUCUGUUUUAAUUAAGAAACCUUGGGGGGCUGGGGAUAAUGAGGGUGCCCUGUGCUGGGCUGGGAGAAGAGGUGAGGCUGGUGGUGAUGAAGCACUGAGGGAGAAGCCACCAGCUCCUUCACUCCUUCCCCUCCAUCCUGUGCAGGGGGAAGUCCAACAUUUUUGGGUGCAGGACACACUUGCUGUGUGAUGAGGCUCCCAGGGGAAGCUGGUGUGGAUUCUCUGAGGUCUCGUACAACUACAUCCCGUGACCCAGCACCUCUGGGGAGGAUGGCAGGGGAGUGGUGUGGGUACCGUGGGGUCCUUGCUGGCCAGGAUCCUUGCCCGGGGUGUUGGCACCUUUGCAAGCAGGCAGCGGUGCCUCCCCUGCCCUGUCGGUGUGCCAGGGCUACCUGUGGCACCCUAUGCCCCUCCGACCCUACUCAGUCCCCUUCCCCAGCUGGCCUGCUGUCCCCAGCUUGCCUGGCACUGAGAUGGGACCUGACAGCUGUGUGCCUGCUGGUGCUUGGAGAUCACACCACGCUGAGCAUCCUUCCCGGGGGGCAGGUCUGUAUGCCCUGUCCUGCUCCUCCAGCAGUGCGAGGCUGGGGACCAGAGCUUCCCUGCCUCGCUCCCCAUCCUCAGGGACGAGCCAGAGGUGCUGGCAGGGUCACAGCCGGGGAAGGGGACUGCAGCAGGGUCUAAAGCGUUGCUGGCAGGGGACACUUCGGGGUGUGCGGAGUCCUCAGGGUCCCCCGGGAGACGGGGCCGUCCCCCCGCGCAUCCCCGCCGCCCAGGGCCGGGGCGGGCCGGGGCGGGCCGGGGGCGGUCGGAUGCCGGCCCCAUAAAAGCCCGGUGCCACGGCGGGCCGAGGGCGCGGCGGCGGGAUGCGGGCGGCCGUGGCGGUGUCGCUGUCGCUGUGCUGGCUCUGGGCGGCGGGGCACAGCCUGCCCCGGCUCCGCCUGUCCUACCGCGAGCUUUUAGGCACCAACCGCUCCGUGCCCUUCUUCGGCCACCGCGGCUUCCUGGGCUUCCGCUCCCUCUACCUGGACGAGUACCGCGACCGGCUCUUCAUCGGGGGCAAGGAUGUGCUCUACUCCCUGCUCCUGGACGGGGCCAGCGCAGAUGCCAAGGAGAUCUAUUGGCCGCCCCGCCCUGGGCAGACGGAGGAGUGUUUUCAGAAGGGGAAGGACCCAGGGACUGACUGUGCCAACUAUGUCCGUGUGCUGCAUCCCUACAACCGGACACACCUGCUGGCCUGCGGGACAGGCGCCUUCCACCCCAUGUGCACCUUCAUCUACGUGGGGCACCGUGGUGAGCACACCUUCAGCCUGGACGCUGCCAGCGUGGAGAGCGGCCGGGGCAGGUGCCCGCAUGAGCCCAGCCGCGCUUUCGCCAGCACCCUCAUCGGUGGGGAGCUGUACGCCGGCCUCACGGCGGAUUUCCUGGGACGCGAUCCCGGUGUUUUCCGCAGCAUGGGGACCCGCUCCGCCCUGCGCACCGAGGUGGACCAGCGCCUGCUCCACGAUCCCAAAUUUGUGGCAGCCCACUUGAUCCCAGACAACGAUGACCGGGACAAUGACAAAGCCUAUUUCUUCUUCACGGAGAAGGUGGUGGAGGCAGACAGCAAGGAGCACGCCAUUGUCAGCCGGGUGGGGCGUGUCUGCGUGAAUGAUGCUGGUGGCCAGAGGGUGCUGGUCAACAAGUGGAGUACCUUCAACAAGGCCCGGCUGGUGUGCUCAGUGCCCGGCCCUGGUGGCAUCGACACCUACUUUGAUGAGCUGGAGGAUGUCUUCUUGCUGAGGACGAAGGAUGGGAAGAGCCCGGAGAUCUAUGCCCUUUUCAGCACUGUCAGCCACGUUUUCCGGGGCUCUGCUGUCUGUGUGUACCGCAUGGCCGACGUCCGGGAGGUGUUCAACGGGCCCUUUGCCCACCGAGAGAGCCCCCAUCACCAGUGGGCUGCCUACGAGGGCAGGGUGCCCUACCCGCGCCCGGGCGUGUGUCCCAGCAAGACCACCAACCAGCCCCGGCGGCAGUAUGGCACCACCAAGGACUUCCCCGACGAGGUGCUGCACUUUGCCCGCGCUCACCCCCUCAUGUACAGGCCCGUGCAGCCCCGGCACCACCGGCCCCUCCUCGUGAAGACCGACCUGCCCCACCGGCUGCGCCAGCUCGUGGUGGACAGGGUGGAGGCCGAGGAUGGGCACCACGACGUCCUCUUCCUCGGCUCAGAUGCUGGCUCGGUGCUGAAGGUGGUGGUCAUGCAGAAGACGAGCCCAGCCGUGACUGAAGAAGUCAUCCUGGAGGACCUGCAGGUUUUUAAGAUGCCUGUGCCCAUCACCCAGAUGGAGAUCUCUGUCAAGCGUCAAACGCUCUACGUGGGCUCCAGCCUAGGGGUGGCCCAGGUACGGCUGCACCAGUGCGAGUCCUACGGCACUGCCUGUGCCGAGUGCUGCCUGGCCAGGGAUCCCUACUGCGCCUGGGAUGGCACUGCCUGCACCCACUCCCAGCCCUCCGGCAAGCGCCGCCACCGCCGCCAGGACGCCCACCACGGCAACCCUGCACACCAGUGUCUGGACCAGAACCUGACCGUGGACGAUUUUGAGAGCGUUGAGGAGAAGGUGCUUUACGGGGCAGAGGACAACAGCACCUUCCUGGAGUGCGCGCCCCGCUCCCCGCAGGCCAGCGUGCAGUGGUUCGUGCAGAGGCCGCCCGACGAGCAGCGCGAUGAGGUGAAGACGGACGAGCGGAUCCUGCAGACGGAGCACGGGCUGCUGUUCCGCAAGCUGCACCGGCGCGAUGCCGGCAUCUACUACUGCAAAACGCUGGAGCACGGCUUCACCCAGACCGUGGCCAAGACCGCCCUGCAGGUGAUUCCCAGCGAGCAGCUGGCACACGCCUUGCCCCGGGGACGAGGGGACGAGCUGCCACAGCUGCUCUGCCCCGAGCCCCGGCUGGUGCCACAGGCUCCCAAAACCUGGUUCAAGGACAUCAUGCACCUCGUCAGCUCCCAAAGCCCGCGGCGGGUGGAGGAGUACUGUGCCCGCCUCUGGUGCAGCAGCCGCCCUCACCACCGCAAGGGCAAACUGGCCCAGGCCAAGCUGGUCCUGGCUGGUGUGGAUGUGGCCAGGAAGGGACGGACGGCCAAAGGCCACAGCGAGAGGAACCGUGUGCCCCGGCACGCACCGGCCGCUUAGGGAGGGCAGGGUGACGAGCGGGGCAGCCGUGGGCAGGAGCCAGCUCCCUGUGCUGCUGGUGGCCCCGGGGGCCUCUUCACCUGGUGGGUGGCUUGCAGUGCUGCCAGCCCGCUCCCCCUGGCCGGAGUGGAUGGGCAGGUCCCUGUCACGCUCAGUGGCUGCAGGGUCACCUCACAGACAGGCGGUGAGGUGGGACACGCUGGCCCCCCUUGCUCUUGCAGGUGAUGUAGCAGGUGGGGGCUGUAAUCUCUGGGUGGGCUGGGGCACAGUGGCAUGGUGCCACACAGGCCAUGCUGUCACCCAGAUGCUGCCUGGAUCCCUCUGUCAAUGCUGGGGCCAUGUGUGGUGCCAUGGGGAGCGGUUGAUGGCUCCAGGCUCUUUCCACACCAGCACAGUGCCUGGGGAUGAUGAUGCCUGCUGGUAUGGUGGAAAGCCAGCAUCAUCCCAAAAAGCCUCUGUGUGCAGGAGGAGCUGUCACCUGCUGUGCCUGGGGCGCUGGAGCUGUGCUGUGCCACCCAGGGUGUUUCCUGGGGACAGGGCUCCUUCCUGCCUUCCCUUGGCUCUGGGACACACUCAGCACUGCCAGCUGUUCCUGGGUGCAGCUCCCCACCUUCCCUCUGUGCCCCACAGCCACGGUUUUAGGGCUGGACAGGGCUGGGGAGAAAACAAACGCCUGUGGGCAGGUUAGACCAGUUCCUGGGUAAACACUGGGAGAGGCACUCAUGCCACCACUGUCACUGUGCCCAGCUGGGAACAGGGACAGGCAGAAGGCAGCCCCAGCAGAGCCUGGGGAGCUGCACCACACCUGGGGUGGUUUCUGCUGGCUGGUGGCCCUGCAGGGCUGGGUGGGACACGGCUGGUUUGGGUGGGCUCCUGCUGCUGGCGGAGCUAACCCAGCACCCAGGGCCUCCCCCGAACCCAGGGCUUGGGGGUAGGUGCAUGGAGGGCACCUCCAGGCUGCCAGCAAGGUGCUCCUUGCUUUCCUCAGCCCCCAUGAGCUCACUCACUCAGGCCGGGGUGAUAAAGAUCUGCCCCUUCCUGAGGCAGGGCAGCCCCACACAAUGGUGUGAACCACGGCCCCGCCGGGACGGGCAUUGUUCAGAGCCGGAGGAACGGGAAAGACAAAUAAUAAUAAUAAUAAUAAUAAUUAAAGGGCCCUAAAUAGCUCACACAAAGCCAGGUUGUGAUA
Messenger RNA from Passer domesticus (house sparrow), 4670 nucleotides. It is a transcript of the gene SEMA3G, whose product is annotated as semaphorin 3G. The coding region runs from base 1172 to 3481 and encodes 769 amino acids. Gene Ontology annotation, molecular function: semaphorin receptor binding; chemorepellent activity. Gene Ontology annotation, cellular component: plasma membrane. Gene Ontology annotation, biological process: negative chemotaxis; negative regulation of axon extension involved in axon guidance; positive regulation of cell migration. NCBI's taxonomy places the organism in Eukaryota, Metazoa, Chordata, Aves, Passeriformes, Passeridae. The record is from RefSeq and is a predicted model, not a curated record. The transcript is spliced from 16 exons.